UAUAUACAUACACUAUACUGCCAAAAGUAUUGGGACACUCCUCCAAAUCAUUGGAUUCAGGUGUUCCAAUCACCUCCAUGGCCACAGGUGUAUAAAAUCAAGCACCUAGGCAUGCAGACUGCUUCUACAAACAUUUGUGAAAGAAUGGGUCGCUCUCAGGAGUUCAGUGAAUUCAAGCGUGGUACCGUGAUAGGUUGCCACCUGUGCAAUAAGUCCAUCUGUGAAAUUUCCUUACUACUAAAUAUUCCAGUCUACUGUUAGUGGUAUUAUAACAAAGUGGAAGCAACUGGGAACUCAACCAUGAAGUGGUAAGCCACGUAAAAUGACAGAGCGGUGUCAGCGCAUGCUGAAGCACACAGUGCACAGAAGUCGCCAACUGUCUGCA
This is a messenger RNA of Staurois parvus, 385 nucleotides long. NCBI's taxonomy places the organism in Eukaryota, Metazoa, Chordata, Amphibia, Anura, Ranidae. The record is from the annotation of a GenBank genome assembly.